AGGGAACACGUGGCAGUACUUGUGGAGAGAGCAUAGGAAGCUGCGCGCACAGUCCUCUUGCAGUACCUUCAGCCACGCAUACACUGGCAAAGCUGCUGUGUUCACACUGGCCAGAGGACAGAGAUGAUGGACACCAAACUACUGAUGGCUCUUUGUGCGCUUCUAUUCCUUUACUCGGUAUCCACUAUACAAACUCCAUCUCCAAACUCAGCAACGUUGCCUGGUGAAGCUGAAGCCAGUGUCCCUACUUUGAGUCCUGACCCCACCAGUCAUGCAGAGAAUAGCUCCACCGCAAACCAAACUUCCAGUGGCACCAGCAGCUUCAGCAGCAACACAUCUACAGAAAACCAAACCAUAUUUACCAAUGCAACUGACGUCUUUCCUGCAGAGACUGGUGUUUCAGACAAGAAUGAAAACUCAACAAAUCAGCUGCCAUCACAGCCUCCUACUGUUCCCUCUGAGAGCCUCUCCCCCACCUCCCACGCCUCCCUUCCCCCUCCUAUUACCAGCGUCACACACAUAGCUCACACUACUCAUGUACCAUCUACCACACAAUCUUCAAUAAAUUCCAAAAUAUCAAACCCUUUUGUUUCUCUUACACCUGGCUCUACUAUACCCUCAGAGCCAGAAAGGCCACCUGAAACAACUUCCGCCCCAAAACCUGAGCCCCAAAAUCCAACAAUUUCCUCUACCACCACCACCACUCAGUCUAGUUCAACAUCCAGCACCAGCUCUUCUCACAGGACCCCCAGUUUGCAUCUGACAACAGAAACUUCACAAUUGAUCAGCCAUGACAAGACUUCAAGCACAUCCCAGCCGAAGCCCACCGUCACUCCCCUUAGCAGGACCUCCACUCAGGCCAAAACCCACAGCGGCAACCCAUCCCAGCUGAAUGUUGGGCGUGACACGACGAUGGCCCAUGACUCUCCCACAUUGGACCCCCUCCUGGCUGGCUUGGUGUCAGCCUUCAUCAUCACUGCUGUGGUUAUCGUUCUGCUCCUCUUCCUCAAAUUGCGCAGAAGAAACAACAGACCAGAGUUCCGCAGACUGCAGGAUCUACCCAUGGAUGAUAUGAUGGAAGACACUCCUCUGUCCAUGUACAGCUACUGAUGGAGACACAACAGGACUUUUGGGUCCCAGUUACUGCCCUUCAGUCCAGACUGAGGCUGCUGUUGUUGUUGAACCUGGUUUAUUCUUCUUAAUAGCACCAUAACAAGCCUGGGUCGGUGUAAGCACAUUCAUGGAUUAAUUUCAUCUGCCUAGAUUGGCAUGUACCAUGGGGAAAGGACAUGAGUUAAACUUGCCAUGGACAAUGAAGACAACAUCAAUGAUGGUUGCCUUAUAAAAAAAAAAAAAAGUCUGUUUUGGUGUGUUUAAUUGCAAAUCAGGCUACAGCUUCUUUUCUGUAAACUUAAUAUUGUCAGCCCAUCUUUUGGAGUUUGUUAUAUUUUGAUUUCCCUGGAGUUUGAUGUAAAGCAGAAACCAACAGCAUAACUUGUCUCUAACAGUGCUGUGGUUCACACUCAUUGAGCCCAUGCUGCCUCUCUCACCUGGGAGCACUGAUCUAUUUUUAUCCAUCAGUUCAGGUCAGGCGGAAAUUAAAGCCAAAAUAUCUAACAGAGAGGUGUAAGAAGAUAAAAAAAAUAUAUAUAGUGUUAACAAGGUUGCACUUUAUGAUUUUAAGGAGUUUGAAAAAAUAUUUUGUGUAAGAGGAAAAAAAAUGAAAGUUUUAUGUACAUAAAUAGGCAUAGAUCUGUGUGUGUGUUUGCAAGUGUAGGUCUGGAUGUAUGUAUGCUGUACUGCAGGUAUGAGAAGAGUAUGUUUUGUUUUUUAUGUGUAAUAGGUUUUACUGCCUUUAGGUCUGAUUUUGAUGUGUGCAUUUUUUUCAGUUUCUUUCCUGCAGGCUUCAGUCCAGGAGAGAGUGCCUUAUAGCUCUUACAUUAAAUUUUGUAUUUACUGUGUAUACCCCACAAACCACCAGAUGUACCAGCCAUUCCCAGAACGUUUUGAACCCCACUUCAGCACACACUGUUCCGGUUUAGCUAGCUGCGCUGACUCGCAGAUGUUUGAAGAUACGCCUUGGGCAUAUUCACUAAGCACCACUUCUCCAUGCAGUGACAGUUUAAAGUCUAAGUUGGCCAAUAGCGUUUCCAUACAAUAUUGAUAUCGUCCUACAUGUUGUAAGUACUACUGAUGAUUACAUCAAGCAGAAUGGUCUUAAUGAAACCCCUCUUCUCGUUUCCUGCUUCAGCAUUCAACACAAAUACAUAAAAAAAUAGACUGAUCUGGCAAAUAUUCAUUGGUUACACUAUGUAUCCGACACGCUGUACAUUCACUCUGCAGAUAUGCGGAAAAAUAUGAGUUGAAAUGUGACCCAUGAGUAAAGCUUACUGUAUUAACUAAAUGAAUUAUUUUGAGGUGAUUCUAUGUUUAGUCUUUCAUUCUUGUGCUACUAACAACUACAGGUGGAUUAAGAUUUGGGGAAUGCAAAGACAACAGCAAAUCAUUCAUUCAUUGAUCUUUUUUCAUACAGUACUCUUAUCUUAAAGUCCGGUGUUGUCCAUUUCUUGAAGUGUUAAAUCAUUGAAUGCGCAGUGAGGCUUCGCUGCCAUGUGAAUUAUGGACUGUUGGUGGUUCAUGAUUAAAGAUAUUUUUAAACCA
This is a messenger RNA of Melanotaenia boesemani (Boeseman's rainbowfish), 2661 nucleotides long. Its product is annotated as cell wall protein DAN4-like. The coding region runs from base 124 to 1110 and encodes 328 amino acids. Lineage: Eukaryota; Metazoa; Chordata; Actinopteri; Atheriniformes; Melanotaeniidae. The record is from RefSeq and is a predicted model, not a curated record. The transcript is spliced from 6 exons.